Leguminivora glycinivorella is the source of this 2065-nucleotide messenger RNA. RefSeq names its product peptide-N(4)-(N-acetyl-beta-glucosaminyl)asparagine amidase (gene Pngl). Gene Ontology annotation, biological process: glycoprotein catabolic process; protein quality control for misfolded or incompletely synthesized proteins; protein deglycosylation. The transcript is spliced from 12 exons. The coding region runs from base 89 to 1918 and encodes 609 amino acids. Gene Ontology annotation, molecular function: peptide-N4-(N-acetyl-beta-glucosaminyl)asparagine amidase activity. The record is from RefSeq and is a predicted model, not a curated record. Lineage: Eukaryota; Metazoa; Arthropoda; Insecta; Lepidoptera; Tortricidae. Gene Ontology annotation, cellular component: cytoplasm; cytosol; nucleus.
CUGUAAACGACUGCGAAAUGAGUUAGUCAACAUAUUGAUAACAAAUAAAAAUCCAUCCGCAACACUCAUAGAACUAAAUACAGACAAAAUGGAAGAUAUAGCCCGCCUGGCCUUGGUGGAACAAAGCUUGGGGGGUGUAGACAGCUUCAGUAAAAUUCUGUAUGAACUUCUUAAUGUGAUAUAUCAGAUUUUGGAGAAUCCUCACGAUUACGAGCUAAGGACGUUGAAAAGCGAGGUUUUAAAGAAAGUUUUACAUUCCGAGGCAUUCACAGAUUACCUUAAAUAUGUUGGAUUUCGUGCGAAUGGCAAUGAGUAUGUGUACCCGAAAGAAGAAACAUUGAGUAAGUUGCGGAUAGCCCAGGCAGCCAUAGAGCGAAAGAUUUACUUCUGUUGUGGUUCCCUCAGCCGCGUCCGGUCGCGCCCUAUACGCUCUAACCACAGUUUGCAACCGAAAAAAGUUAAAUUUGCACCAUCAAAUGUACUGACAACCAAGAACCCGUUUCUGCGAAACAUUGAGACAUUGUUCAACAACAUGAUCCAGUAUGAGAGCGAGGAACUCCAGGAACUUGCUCGGGAACAGAUACCGCUGGUGACUCUGCAGCUGAUGGCCCUUGACCGCGUCCGAGAGCAGCAGAAGAAAAUUAAAACUGGUGAAACCAAAGACUACGACCUCUCAUUCGACGUGGCACUGCUGCUAGAACUGCUGGGCUGGUUCAAGUACAAAUUCUUCUCGUGGGUGGACAAGCCACCCUGCAGCGCUUGCGACGGACAGACCGGCUUAGUGCGCACGCAGUCUAUGCGCGUAGGCGGUGAAACAUGCAAUGUUGAGAUCUACUCCUGCCAAUCCUGUCACACAGAAACCCACUUUCCCCGCCACAAUGACCCACUCACCCUACUCCGCACCAGAAGAGGCCGCUGUGGGGAGUGGGCCAACUGUUUUACUCUGAUGUGUCGAGCGCUGUCCUAUGAGACGAGAUACGUGUACGAUACUACUGAUCAUGUUUGGUGCGAGAUUUUCGACGUAGAAUCAAACCAAUGGCUUCACGUAGACCCGUGUGAGGGCAAACUUAACACGCCUCUCAUGUACUGCCACGGGUGGGGCAAGAAACUGUCAUAUAUCAUCGCUGUGUCAAGGGAUGACCUGCAAGAUGUCACUUGGCGAUACACUAUGGACCAUAAAGAGGUGCUCACCCGUCGGAACCAAUGCAGCGAGCAAGAAUUACUAUCAACAAUCCUCUCCCUCCGCGAACACAGGCAAAAACAAGUGUCGCCUGCUAGAAGACAGUGCCUCGCGCGCCGCACGCUGCAAGAAUUGGUACAACUUAUGGUUGAAAGAAAACCGAGCGAAUAUGAGUCCCACGGGCGAAUAUCGGGCGAGCGGGCGUGGCGAACUCAGCGCGGGGAGGCGGGGAAAUACACGUUCAAACUCGCGAGCAAAGGCACUUAUGAGAUCAAGUAUUACUGCGCCCUAGACAAGUACGAGAUACUGUUGGACGGUAAGCUGGUCGAGCAGAUAAACACGUGGGAAGCCGGUGUUUACGAAGUGCAAGACGUGUUUAGAAAAGUCGAGCACGAUUGGCACAUGGUCUACCUGGCUAGAGAAGAGGGCGCAAGUUUGGGGCGAGUGAGUUGGCGGCUCGAGGCCGGCGAGGGGCUGACGUGUACUUCUCUAGAAGCUGUAGUGCCGCGUACAGAAUACGAGGACGGCCGCGUCACGGUAUCAGUGCGGUUCGACGACGAAAUGGCCGAAACUGCUCCCAAGAAUGAUCGUCUGACGUACUCGUGCCGCUGGCGCGCGUGCGCGGUGUCGGCCGCGCUGUCGGGCGGCGGCGGCGCGGGCUGGCAGCGCGCGCAGCUCGCGCGCCAGGCCGCAGCCGACACCGCGCCCGCGCUCACCCUGCGCGCGCACCUGCAAUAGCUGCUGUAAGCCUCAAAUGUACCGUCUGCAAUGACAUGAAUUCUACAUUCCGGUGCCUCGUCUGUCAUCAAGUAAAACUGUUUAAUAUAUUAUAAAAUGACCAUUGCAAUUGCCUUCCAUUUAAUAUUAAAAAAAUAAGCACAAAAA